Macrobrachium nipponense is the source of this 1233-nucleotide messenger RNA. Its product is annotated as epidermal retinol dehydrogenase 2-like. Gene Ontology annotation, molecular function: oxidoreductase activity, acting on the CH-OH group of donors, NAD or NADP as acceptor. Bases 210 to 1145 code for a protein of 311 amino acids. Lineage: Eukaryota; Metazoa; Arthropoda; Malacostraca; Decapoda; Palaemonidae. Gene Ontology annotation, cellular component: lipid droplet. The record is from RefSeq and is a predicted model, not a curated record. The transcript is spliced from 8 exons.
CAGUCGACUGGUGCGUGAACUGCCGACGGCAGAAGAGAGAAGACGAGCGGAGCUGCAGUGCCACCCUGACUUGCGCCCCUCAGUCCCUCACUCAGGCUUUGAGUUGGAAGUUGUGGUUAGUGUGGAUAUACCAGCCAGCAGUACCACACCCGCAACCAGUGCCUCCUCCUCGCGUAUCUAAGAACCUCAGGCAACGGAAAUUUUCCAAGAUGGCGGAUGCAGCGAGUAUUGGUCUCCUCAUACUGCAAGUAUUAUACACAAUGGUAUUCUCAGUCUACUGCAUUAUAGAGUCCAUUGCGAGAACACUCCUGCCACGCGACUACUUCAGGAAGGACAUCACGGGACAAAUCGUCCUCGUAACGGGAGGAGGAUCUGGAAUAGGACGCCUGAUGUGUCUCAAGUUCGCUGGCAGGGGAGCGAAGGUCGUCACUUGGGAUGUCAACGCAGAAGGAAACGCGGAGACAGUUCGCCAGGUCGCAGACACAGGUGCAUUUUGCCGGGGGUACACUGUUGACCUCUGCAACCGGAAGGAGAUCUAUGCUACAGCGAAGAAAGUCAAAGAAGAAGUGGGAAAGGUUGACAUCUUGGUGAACAACGCCGGUAUCGUGACAGGGAAGAAACUGCUGGACUGUCCUGACGAGAGCAUCAUCCGCACAUUCGAUGUCAACGCCCUCAGCCAUUUCUGGACCGUCAAAGCCUUCUUGGGUGACAUGAUGUUAUCAAACAAGGGCCACAUCGUGAACAUUGCAUCCAUGGCGGGAUGGGUUGGCGCUAACGGUUUGGUCGACUAUUGCUCCUCAAAAUUCGCAGCCGUUGGAUUUGACGAUGCCCUGCGUCUAGAACUGAAGGUCGAUGGAGCAACUGGUAUAAAAACAACCGUGGUCUGCCCGAUCUACAUCAGCACAGGGAUGUUCGAAGGCGUUGUGACUAACAAGCUGUUCCCCAUCCUGACCCCUGAUUGGGUGGCCUCCGAGGCCGUCGAUGCCACGCUCAUGGACGUCACAGUUCUGAUGCUUCCAAGAACCAUGAGAAUCGGAAUGCUCAUGAGACUCCUCUUGCCAGAUAAAGUGAAUUAUAAAAUAGCACAGCUGACGGGCGUUACCAAUAUGAUGGACGGGUUUGUGGGGAGGAGAAAGGCCGACUAGACAAGUAAACCCAUCAGUUCAAGAGCAGAUUCCCCAACAUCAAAAUUACAAAUAAUGUAAUCAUUAUGGUAAUAAAAUGUGUAUAUUU